Molecule: messenger RNA, 1961 nt
Organism: Aspergillus heteromorphus CBS 117.55
Lineage: Eukaryota; Fungi; Ascomycota; Eurotiomycetes; Eurotiales; Aspergillaceae
Exons: 1
Coding region: 23-1798 (591 amino acids)
Source: RefSeq, a predicted model, not a curated record
GCACAUCACCACGCAUCACAGAAUGCUCCCACGCGUCCCGACUCCUCGAAUACCGGGGCCCGGCCGCUCCCUGCGGUCCCCGAUUCCGCACAGCAUCCGCCAUCCAUCGCGUCCCUUCACACAGCACUCGCAACUGCAGGUCAUAUCCCCACCACUCGGUCGGCCUCAACUGCCCUUCCUCUCCUCCGCAGGCAAUCGACCCCUGCCGCCCUUCUCGAUCCAUCUCCGCCAGCACUUCGCGCGGCUGAUCUCGACCGAGCGCCGGAACUACUACAAGCGCCGUUUUUCCAACUGGCUGAAAUACACCAUCUCGUUCUCCGCCAUCCUGUUCCUGUUCCAGGUGGUCCGGAUGGGCGUCUACCAAGAAGAACUCGAGCACCAAUGGCCCACGCCACCCGAAUGGUCCUGGAAGAGCCGCUGGUGUCUGCGCGCCGCGCACGCGCAGCAGAACCCCGAGAAAAUCGGCAAGCUGAUGACCGACUGGGCCAUGGUGGCGGGGUACACGCGGGCUGUGCUGGAGCGGCUCGAGGACCGCAACGGGGAAGGAAAGGGCAUUGUCGACCAGGGAGAAGGAGGAUUCCUGGUUGAAGGUGUCGGGAGGACGGGAUUCGAUAUCACCGCCAAGAGCGAGCCCUGGAGACGCGGCUACUUCCAGGCUCUCCUCAGCGCUGCGAAGGCCGCCGAGAGCCUCGAGGGCUGGCUGACCGAUCGAAAGCAGCGCAUCACCGCGCCCCCCGAAUACGUCGUCGGGCCCUCCAACCCCCGUCCCAGACCCAUGCCCACCAAGCAGAAGGUCAUCCCCCGCGAGGAGGACUGCGAGCCCGCCUCCCCCAGCCCUGAGACCUUCUACAUGAAGAUCCUGACCACCCGCGGCUUCGACACCAGACAGAAGCUCGACGCCGCCCUCGCCUACGCCGAAUGGCUCGACUACAAGGGUCUGAAAGACACCGCGCGCGACAUGUACACCUGGGCCAUCGACAUCGCCGCCACCGGCGCUUCCUCCUCCCUCUCCUCCCCCUCCGACAUCUCCAAAAUCAUCGACGUCAAGACCGGCGUACUCAAGAACGACGGCACCACCCUCCCCACCGAGAACCUCAUCCGAGUGUCCACGGCCCUAGCCGUCCACCACGCCCGCCACAACAACCUCCCCUCAGCGCUCUCAAUCUUCACCUCCGUCCUCAAAGCCCACCGCUCCCUAGCCCCGUCCUCCUCCCCAUUCACAAUGCCCACCCUUCCCUCCCUCCCCCGCUCCAACGACAUCUUCCUCAACUUCUUCAACAGUCUCAAAACCGUUCUAAUCCCCGUCGAAUACCCCCCACCGCAGCCCUCGGGCGACGAACCCCCACUCCGCACCCUCGCCUCCGCCUGCGACGAAGCCGCCCUAAUGACCUACAUCGGCGAAAUCAUCUACGCCUCCUCGUCCAAGGAAUCCGGUCUCGCGUGGACCCGCGACGCAGUCGAUCUCGCGGAAUCGGCGAUCCUGGAUCUCGGCAACUCGGAGGAACUUAGUGCCCCCCGCGCCCGGUGUGCGGAUUGUCUGCGUGUGGGUCUGGGGAAUUGGAAGACGAUGGUUUCGGGGCUUGUCGUGUUGGCGGACAGGGAGGAGAGGGAGGCGGUCGAAAAGGCCAAGUCCGCCUGGUAUGGUGGGCAGAAGAAGGUGGUGGAGAUGAAGGAUCAGAGGAGGAGGUGGGAGGCUGAGAAGGCGAUUCUCGACGAUCGUGCCAAGAGACUGGAGGCCUAUACGGAUGAUGGGUCUGCGUUUGCGGGCAUCGCGCCGAAUGUUUCGCUGUUUACUUGACGUGGUUACCUUGCUAGAUUUGGCUUUGGCCUGGUCUGGUCGAAACCGUAUAUUGUAUACUGUAUAUUGUUGAUCUUUCUCUGCGUGCAUGGAGAGGUGUUGGGCGAGAUUUCAUAUUUGAAUUCAUUGACACGUAUAUGUGUAUGUGUAUGUUAUGUGUAUG